CCCGCCCCCCCACCCCGCGCCGGUUGGGCUGGGGCCGGGGCUCCCUGCCGUCCCCAUGAGCGCGUUUUAAGGUACGUGCUGCCACCGUUGCUCUUUGCCCUGAGGGGUUUGGGGAUUUUUUUUUUUUUUGAGGUGGGGGACUCUCUUCCCUUUUUUUUUUUUUAAAGUCUAUUUUUCUACUCUUUGCUAUAAAAUCAUGGUGCUGGGGAAAGUAAAGAGUUUGACGAUAAGCUUUGACUGUCUGAACGACAGCAAUGUCCCCGUCUAUUCCAGCGGGGACACAGUCUCAGGAAGGGUCAGUUUAGAAGUCACUGGGGAAAUUAGGGUGAAAUCGCUUAAAAUCCAUGCCAGGGGACAUGCGAAAGUGCGUUGGACAGAAUCGAGAAAUGCUGGAUCCAACACUGCCUAUACACAGAACUACACUGAAGAAGUAGAGUAUUUCACCCAUAAGGACGUCCUGGUCGGCCACGAGAGAGAUGAUGACAAUUCAGAAGAAGGCCUUCACACCAUCCAUUCGGGAAGGCACGAAUAUGCAUUCAGCUUUGAGCUUCCACAGACACCACUUGCUACCUCAUUCGAAGGCAGACAUGGCAGUGUGCGCUAUUGGGUGAAAGCCGAAUUGCAUAGGCCUUGGUUUCUACCAGUAAAAUUAAAGAAGGAAUUUACAGUCUUUGAACAUAUAGAUAUCAACACUCCUUCAUUACUGUCACCCCAAGCAGGCACAAAAGAAAAGACUCUCUGUUGUUGGUUUUGUACCUCAGGCCCCAUAUCCUUAAGUGCCAAAAUUGAAAGGAAGGGCUACACCCCAGGUGAAUCAAUUCAGAUCUUUGCUGAGAUUGAGAACUGCUCUUCCCGUGUGGUGGUGCCAAAGGCAGCCAUUUACCAAACACAGGCAUUUUAUGCCAAAGGGAAAAUGAAGGAAGUCAAACAGCUUGUUGCCAACCUGCGUGGGGAAUCCUUGUCAUCUGGCAAAACAGAAACCUGGAAUGGCAAACAGUUGAAAAUUCCACCUGUUUCCCCUUCGAUCCUCGACUGUAGUAUAAUCCGUGUGGAGUAUUCACUGAUGGUAUACGUUGAUAUUCCAGGCGCCAUGGAUUUAUUCCUUAACUUGCCGCUGGUCAUUGGUACCAUUCCUCUACACCCAUUUGGUAGCAGAACAUCAAGUGUGAGCAGCCAGUGUAGCAUGAACAUGAAUUGGCUUGGUCUGACAUUGCCUGAAAGACCAGAAGCACCUCCUAGCUAUGCAGAAGUGGUCACGGAGGAACAAAGACAGUCCAGCCUUGCACCCAUAGGUGCUUGUGAUGACUUUGAGAGAGCACUUCCAGGACCAUUGUUUGCAUAUAUCCAGGAGUUCCGUUUUCUGCCUCCACCACUCUAUUCGGAAAUUGAUCCAAACCCAGAUCAGCCCACAGAUGACAGACCAUCUUGCCCCUCUCGUUGAAGGAAUCCGUAAAAAGCUGACUUGACUCGGGUUUUGAAUCAUACUUGCCAUGUUGAAGGUCAAGGCAUCAUAGUGGAGACACACUUUCAAAGAAGUGGUUUUGCUCUUGCCUGUAUGGUGAAUAAGUGAAAACAACCUGUGAUCAUGCUCUGAAGCCUACAGUAUCACUGUAGGACUGCUCCACAUGCUUGAAGACCUGAGCUUUCCCACCUCCUCCCCACCCCCCCCUUAAAUACUGGCACAUACUAGGAGCAGCCUUACUAACCUACAGUCAUGUGUGUCAAAACACUCAAACCACAUUGUAAGAGGGAUGGUUUCCUCUUAAUGGUUUGGAAAUUUGCACAUGCUCAUUGCUUAUGUUGUGCGGUUCAGUGUCACUACAGCUUUUUCUCAUUUAUGCCGGACUGUUGUUACCCCCCUUCUUGUUUGUGGUCCGCACAAUAAGGAGCAAAAGAAAGCUUUGGCAAAAAAACAACAGCAACAGACUUUGACAAAUGCACUGACUUUUCUUUUUUUAAUUUAAUGUAGCCUGGACUUUACCUGCAUAUGCACAUGCUCAGAAUUGUCCUAGUAGGCUGAUCAUGUAUCACCUCUUCAGCUUGGAUCCUAUUGUGGAUUUAUUUACAAACAUCAAAUGCCUUCAAGCCAAUUCUUCUUGCUGUAUGUUUUGCAGCCUACUGUAGUAGAUACGCAACAGAUGUGGGGAUAGGGUGGGGGGUGGAGAGCUGAUAGAAACUAAUAGACUUCAUCAAGAUUGUAUAUCUUCCUGAUUUCUUUUGAGAAUUUGUUGCCUUUCUACUAUUACCACAAAAGCAGCAUUUUGUUACAGACUGCCUAAAAAUCACUUAAUCUCAGGUGAACUCAUCACUUGCCAAACUGUUGGAAUGCUAUUUGUUUUGUUAUGUUGCACUGUUGAGUUACUUCUUCGUUUUGUGUUUGUGUUUUGUUUUUGUUCUUUAUUCGAGAGGGGGAUCUGGAAUAGGGACAUACACAAAAGUUACAAAACCCACCCGCAUUCCCAUUUCUCUUUCUACAUUACAAAAAAAGAUGUUCAAGUUGUGAAGCUUUAAAAAAAAAAAAGGCACAAAUGAAAGCAGCACCAGCAGCCACCAGCUCAUCCUGAAAAGAAUUUUAAAAGGAAAUAGUCAUACACUGUCUAGGAUUCAUAGACAGAGUGAUUUCUCAAGUAGUAGGGAUGGGAAGGGAAAGUAAAUUUAUUUUUAUAUAUAGUUACCUAAUCACCAAAAAUUCUAUAUGUAAUGAGUCUCUAGUAGAAAGUAUAUUUCAAACUGCAGGAGAAGCUUGGACUAUGCGAAGAGCUCAGUUUGUGCACUUUGUAUUAUCUUCAGGGUUUAUGAUACUGUAAACAUAGUAAGACUAGAAGUAUAAUUAAACUGGGCAAGAUCAGUGUUACCAGCCAUACUCAGCUAGAAUUGCUUUGAUGAUUGCAUCUUCUGUGGUACUCUCAAGAGCUUUAAAACAAACAGAACAGUGAAUUUUACUACAUUUUCAUUCAGAAUGCAAGAAAUGCCAUGGAAAGAGCACUCACCCUUGAGUGUGCCCUAACGAAGAAAAGAGUGCAAUGGAGCUAUUAGAUGUGUUAACACAAAUAACAGCACUUACAUGCUAGAGAUUUACAACAAAAGUCAACUUUCCUUUUCAGAAACCGUGUAACACAGACCAUUGACAAAGGGACACGCUUCUGGUGUUGACGACUUAAAUCAAGAUGUAAUCCAUCAAGUAUCUAUCUCCUUGUGCAAUAAAAGAGCUCAGAAGGGAGCGGGAGAGGGGAGGCUGGUGUUUCUGCAUGGUGCUCGUUCUUAUGAACAUCUGCCUUGCUUUUAAGGCUUCAUAAAUGCGACAAAGUAGGCUUUUCCAUAAGUGGCCUUUAUGAGAACAUGAACAAUAAUUCAUGUUUCAAAAAUGACAACAGGGUGAUAAAAUAUAAAUGAGUCACGUUUUAAGUGAUUCAGUUAAAAGGCUUGGGCUUUGAGCAAGAAUAUUGGACGAGAAGGAAAUUGGGUGAUGUCUUAUGUUAUUAGGCCAAUUUUGUGAAUGUCCCUUCCCUCUACCCUCUCCAACCAGACAAUUUUAAAAGCUGAUGGGAUCGUUGGCAUAAAAGGGCAUUUGGUGGUUUUACUUUUUUUUCCUUUUUUGUUACUUUAACAGACUAGGGAACAAUUGCUGAUAUACAUAGCAUUAAAGUACUUACCACAGUAUAAUGGAAAACUGCAUAUGAAGCAGGAUUGACCAAUAUCGUAGUAGUUGACAUGGCAUCACAGCCUUUGUGAUUAGAGUGAAAAAUUCUGUAACUUUUAUCAAAUAAAGACUUUAUGUUUAAAUUACGUUGGUAGUUGUUCAGAGGCAUUACUCUUCCACAAGUAUUGGUCAAUUCUCAGCAUUACAAAACAUGAGGUUCACAGCUGUAGCCCAGUAUUUGGUAUAGAAUUCUGAUCUGAAUUAGGAAAAAGUAAGUAAAAUCCAAACAUUAGAGAAACAAAGUGCAAUAUUAAAUGUUUGCUUUAUAGAUUA
This is a messenger RNA of Harpia harpyja (harpy eagle), 3973 nucleotides long. RefSeq names its product arrestin domain containing 3 (gene ARRDC3). NCBI's taxonomy places the organism in Eukaryota, Metazoa, Chordata, Aves, Accipitriformes, Accipitridae. Gene Ontology annotation, biological process: protein transport. The transcript has 8 exons. The coding region runs from base 197 to 1441 and encodes 414 amino acids. The record is from RefSeq and is a predicted model, not a curated record. Gene Ontology annotation, cellular component: cytoplasm.